Acanthisitta chloris (rifleman) is the source of this 1097-nucleotide messenger RNA. It is a transcript of the gene EEPD1, whose product is annotated as endonuclease/exonuclease/phosphatase family domain containing 1. Lineage: Eukaryota; Metazoa; Chordata; Aves; Passeriformes; Acanthisittidae. The annotation marks the transcript as partial. Gene Ontology annotation, biological process: DNA repair. The transcript has 5 exons. The record is from RefSeq and is a predicted model, not a curated record. Gene Ontology annotation, cellular component: plasma membrane. Gene Ontology annotation, molecular function: DNA binding.
AAAGUGGAGGACCUGGCGCUGGUGAGUGGGGUGGGGGCGGCCAAGCUGGAGCAGGUGAAGUUUGAGAUCUGCGUGAGCAGCAAGGGCAGCUCGGCGCAGCACUCGCCCAGCUCCCUGCGCAAGGACCUGGCCUCCGAGCACCACCUCUCCACCACCAAGAUCAACAUCAACACGGCCACCCCGGCACAGCUCAUGAGCAUCCGUGGCAUCACCGAGAAGAUCGCCAACAGCAUCGUGGACUACCGUAAAGAGCAUGGGCCCUUCAAAAGUAUUGAGGACCUGGUGAGAAUGGACUGCAUCAAUUCCUCCUUUCUGGACAAAAUCAGGCAUCAGAUUUUCGCAGAGCGCUCCAGGCCGCCUUCAACAAACACUAAUGGUGGCCUCAACUUCAUGGCCAAGCCUCACCCCAGCCCCACUUCUCUGAGCCUCCAGAGCGAGGAAUUGGACUUCCCUCCUGGGGGUCCAACUCAGAUCAUAUCCACUCGCCCGUCUGUGGAGAUGUUCGGGGGAGUGAGAGAUGGCAGACCCGUCCUGAGGGUGGCUACCUGGAAUCUGCAAAGCUGCUCCAUUGAGAAAGCCAACAACCCAGGCGUGCGGGAAGUUGUGUGCAUGACGCUGCUGGAAAACAGAAAUGUAAGAUGCAAUGAGGAUUUUGAAAUAACUCUUGCCCUUUCCUUUCCAUGUGUCAAAUCUGUCCCAGCUGAUCUGGCAUUUAGCAUCGGUAAAGUGUUAACAACAGAGAAAAUUACUGCUCAUUUCCAGGUGAGGCUAGAAGAUGAAGGUCUCCUGUCUCUCAGCCCUGCAUUGUCCUUUGCACUGAGGGAACAGUCGUGCAGGAAGGAAAGAGGUGCUGUUCAGCAAAUUGGGGAUUUAUUGACAGGGGGCAAAGUUGGCCUAUCUGUGGGGAUGCAGGUCAUCUCCUCCAGCUGGCCUCAGUGUCCUCCUCAUUCUUGGGGAUCUGAAGAAACCAACUGCUGCUUCUCGCCAAGAGAAAAAAACUCUGUUGUUCCCCUCUACUUCUGUGUCGGUCCGUCGGUCACAGUCCUGCAGAGGCGCAGGCGCUUGGCCGCCAAGGGCUUGCUCCAGGCCUGCUUGAG